AUGGCUAGAUCGGAAAUUCAAAGCAUCACGAUACAUCAAAAGAUAUUUCAAAUUAUUAUCACUGAUGAGAUAGUUGAGAAAACAACUCGACAAUAUAAUAAAGAAAAUAGAAAUCGAACUGUUUACGAUGAUUUGCGAAAAGAGAUUCAAAGAAAAUUUGUUUCUAUUGCAAUUCUUCUGAUCCACGAACGUGCUGCCAAACGUUUCCGUCAAGCUCCAAUAUUUCGCUUUAAAAUUUAA
Clunio marinus is the source of this 240-nucleotide messenger RNA. NCBI's taxonomy places the organism in Eukaryota, Metazoa, Arthropoda, Insecta, Diptera, Chironomidae. The record is from the annotation of a GenBank genome assembly.